GAAGAGGUAACACUGCUCGAUGCAUAUGAUGACCCAUAUAUGAUGAUGAAGAAUAAACAGUAUCUGACAAUAACACACGAGUGCAAUGCCACCCUUAGCAGGAUCUGAAUUGGUGAAGACACCAGUCCACCUUUAUCGUUACCUCCUGAGAUGCUGCAAGCAAUUACCGUCGCCUGGAAUGCAGCAACAUUACCGUCAUGCUAUUCGACAGGGAUAUAAUAGUCAUAAGGAUGAAGAUGACCCUGAGAGAAUACAAACUAUUAUACACCGGUCUUUAGCGGAUGCUGACUGGAUCCUUGAUAAGUAUACAAAGAAGAAGUGAGCUACUCAAACUGGAAAUCCGUACUCGAGCUGUUUUGUAAAAUACCAGAUGUUCUGCUUUAAAUAUACAGGUCGGUGUUUGACUUGCCUGACAGACAUUUCACUUGGUCCCAUUUCCUUGCAGAAAGCGAAAGGAGAUACAACAGUUUCAGAUCUUUCAAGGGCCAAAAGAUUAAUAUAACGUCACACCAUUAUCUCUAAUCUAGUAUGAAAGUGUUGGGACUAAAAUGUGUCAAAUAAAUAACUAAAUAACCCAGAUAAUCUGUUUGAAGUGGUGAAAUGUAUGAUAUAGAACUUUUUAAAAUUGGAUAUGAUGCAUGCUCCAUUUAAACCUUGUACAGGUUGGAAUAUAAAUAAAUGAUGCUAAACACUUGGAGAA
Gadus macrocephalus (Pacific cod) is the source of this 700-nucleotide messenger RNA. RefSeq names its product LYR motif containing 9 (gene lyrm9). NCBI's taxonomy places the organism in Eukaryota, Metazoa, Chordata, Actinopteri, Gadiformes, Gadidae. The coding region runs from base 86 to 322 and encodes 78 amino acids. The transcript is spliced from 5 exons. The record is from RefSeq and is a predicted model, not a curated record.